Messenger RNA from Athalia rosae (coleseed sawfly), 3959 nucleotides. Its product is annotated as pickpocket protein 28-like. The coding region runs from base 1448 to 3112 and encodes 554 amino acids. Gene Ontology annotation, cellular component: membrane. The record is from RefSeq and is a predicted model, not a curated record. Gene Ontology annotation, biological process: sodium ion transmembrane transport. Lineage: Eukaryota; Metazoa; Arthropoda; Insecta; Hymenoptera; Athaliidae. The transcript is spliced from 12 exons. Gene Ontology annotation, molecular function: ligand-gated sodium channel activity.
UAGUGGUAUUAGUACAAUUUCUAAAAUUCUUCCGGACAGACUGACUUGAACGUAAACAUAUUGUCUACCACGUGUUGCGUCUUACCAGCUAGCGAAUGUAAAUUCUACUGCCUCGAUGUCACGGAAUUAGCUUGAUUUUCUUUGCGCGAGGUCUUCGUCAGAAGAACAGCUUAUCCCGAACGGAUUUGGUUUUUAUCACGGAUCAUCACGAAAUAUAUGCAUAAGUAUGGUGAAUUCUAUGAUUAUUUAAUCAACCCCAAAAACUUCUAGGUUCAAACACGGCUGGUUGUACGACUAUCCAUUUGAAAAGUAGCUCACAAUCAGUCCCAGAAUGCGCCUAUUACGUUAUCGAUGGGGCUGGUUAUAGGGAGCGGUCAUCCACGUACAAAUACAGUUGUGAGUGAUUGAAAUAUUGAUUACGAAUGUUUGUUUUAUCUUACAGAACCUUUUGGCUUAUUGUCCAUUUUAUAUCCGUUGGUCCACCCCUCACCGUGGCCGUUCAAGUCACCUUCGACUUCAUCGGUAGCUCGUUAUACCUACCAUCCAUCCUGUACGAAACGCCUUUUUUCCAGGCUUGACUAUUUAUGAAAUUAAAAACAUUCUUCUAGAAUUUGGAAUACCUACCUACGUACAUUGCGAUGCUAACUUCUAUGUAACUCUGGUGAAUGAUGCGAGCUAUUUCUCGGUGCAAGUUUACUUAGCAUAUAGCUGAAACUUUGUACACUGUACUCUUCGCAAAAAAACGAGUUUCUCGAAGAAGAUAAAAAUUCCGGGCUUAAGUUUGUAGAAGUUUUUACUGGGAGGCGUGCAUAUAACCAUGUACAAUCUAUUAAUUACAACAAUACGUUUUCGAUCAGAUUUAGAUUCAGAAGUUUUUCAAAAUUUGCACUCACUUUUGAAAAAUAUUCAGACUUACUUUUCGAAAACCUUGAGAACCGAUUUCGCGGAUUUUUGGAUUAGAGCGAUAUAGUUGGAUGAAAUAUUUUCAACUUCUUGUAUCUCGUUCUUGAUCAAUGUUAUAACGAGAUUAUCACAAGUUCGGUUUCACCAGCCGAUGUUGCUGCACGGCUACAGCCUCGAUGUCACGGAAUGAAAAACAUUAAUAAUCGCGGAUCACACAGCGAAAUAUACAGUUUUCAUAUAUAGAUUAUUCUAUUCGUUUUACACGAAAUGUGUAAAAAUAUUAUUAUUAAUCAAAUAAAAAAAGCUUGUCUCUAAUUUACAUCGUCAUGCCAAUGCAGACACUCUGAUUUUAACUAAUUAAUAAUUAAUCAAUUCACUGGCUGCACGAAUAGCAACUUUUGAAUAACUUUCAUUAUCUGGUCUCGCACGCACGUUUAAUAAAUAAUUUCCAAAACGUAUAGUUCAGACUUACAAUUAAUUCUCCUCACUUCGAUGCUACGACCAGUUUGCCGUAGAUUUGUGACCAGGUAGCAACACAAAAAAUAUGGCGACUUUCACGGGUAAUUCGGUAGUACAUAAAAAAUCGAGCAGAUUUCAAGAAUGGGUCUACGACUAUUUGAAAAAUAAUACCGUCGCUGGAUGCGCCUAUUACGUUACCGAUCGUGUGUCCUAUAAAGAGAGGAUUGCCUGGCUCUCGGUUCACUUCAUUCUCGUCAUACUGGUCAUUUUCACUAUCGGCGAGGCUACUUUUGAGUUUAUGGAUAGUCCUACAGUGACCACCGUGGAGACAACGACUUACCCCAUUCAAAAUGUAUAUUUUCCGGGGGUAGCUAUCUGCGAUCUAAAUAAAAUCAGUUACGGAGCCGCGAUGGAAAUUGCCGAGGAAAUCGUGAACUCGAAUCUUUUCGGUAACUUUACAGUUACAGAGGUUUUUGAUAUGUUGAAAUAUCUGGGACACUUGUACCUAUUCGAAUUGGAUGAAAGUGAAACGUACGACGUUAUGCUGCUCCACAAAAUAUUACUCAGACGUUACGGGCCCUACGUAGCCCAUAUAAUAGAAAGGUUAUCACCCUCUUGUCGACAAAUGAUGAAGAACUGUUUUUGGGGUAGCAUAGAACGGCCGUGUGAGGAUAUAUUCUUCACACGACCAACCGGAGAGGGUUUGUGUUGUGUUUUCAACCACGAUCGAAGAACGGAAGACUCUCAAAGUCAGAUAUACGAAAACGAUGUUCCAACCACUGGUAAGGUCGAGACUUCGCGUGCGAUCGGCUCCUGGAAUGGUCUGACGGUGGUCGUUGAUCCCCAAAUUUCGGACAAUUAUUACAAAAUGCAUCCAACGUCGGGGUUCAAGGUAUUGAUUUUCUCAUCCUUCGAUUUUCCCGACGCAUCCAGCGGCGGGCUUACCGAAGUCCUGGUCUCACCCCACACGGUAACUUCGAUGCAUUUACAGGCUACGACCUUCUACUCGGUUCCGCAAGUGGUUGAUUAUGACAUUCUGAAAAGAGAGUGCCUCUUUGGACACGAGUUAUCUCGUAAAUUUCAAGGAUACUAUUCGUACAGUGACUGCAUAAUGUACUGUAGGAUAGAUGAUAUUGAAAAUUUUUGUCACUGUGUUCCGGUCUUUUAUCCGCACCCCAGAAACAGUCAAACUGAUCGUCCCUGCGAUCUACGCGACUUACCGUGUUUGAGGAAAUUUCGAAAUAGAUGGUGGAGAAUGAAGCCAAGGAUCGACGAAUCGGCGACACAAUUUUAUUACCGCGAUUUGGGACUUAUGAACGAAACCGAUGGCGCUUUAAACUGCGAACAAUGUUAUCCAGCUUGUGCCGAUGUUUCUUACAAAGUUUCUGUCAGUGCCGCCUCUCUGACGUCAUCGAAAAUGGUCAUUGGCAAGACAGUUGAUAAAUUCGACGACCACAGCAUCAUUAGUGUGUAUUUCAAAGAACCUGGAACAGUCAGACUCAAGCAAGACGUUCUCUUUUACUGGUACGAGUUGAUGAGUAACUAUGGCGGUAUAUGCGGGUUCUUUCUCGGCGUCAGCUUACUCAGCGUAGUUGAACUCUUUUACUUUUGUACCCUACGUCUCUACAGAUGGAAGGGUAUUACUUCAAAAGAGGAGAAAAAGUCGCAGUUUAUCUUCGUAAAAGCUGCAAAACCUAGCUUACAGCCUUUGUACUGGAAGGAAAUGAUUCAGCCAAAUAUCAGAUAUUAAUUACUCAGGUCAAUAACCAUUCAAACUUACACAGAGAAUUCGUGUUGAGUCAAUGCAUACGUAUAACUACGAAACAUGUUUUUAGCCGCUUAUAAUAAUUGUGUGUGCGUGUGUUUUAUUUUUUCAAAUCUCACAUCAUGGCUGUGAUGCUUGAAUAAAUAUAUUCCGGUAACGCCCGAUCCGGUUGACAUAUUGUGAAACGUAAAAGCUGAUUGUAAAGUUUUGCAUAAUUAACAGUUUGCGCCACUACAGCGGUACGAUUAGAUUCGGAAAUUAUUCAUUAGACCUUCUUCGGUGUGAGGCAUGCGCCAAGUAGUUCAUUCCGUGUAUACAUAUAUUUGGAUUUUACACUCCGAGCUUUGAAUAAAAUGAUUAGUUUGCUUCAGAAAUUUUUACACGUCUUACGAAACUUCGAGAAGUCAAACUCUAUGACUGUUAAAUCGACCCGCAAGAGUUCUAUAGAUUUAAACAUAGCUCGCUUUACGACUGUCUAAAAAAUAGCAGAGUGUUUGUAUCGUUUUGCAGGGUCUUCUCGCUAAUUAUGGCAUACUUUACAUCUAUCGGUGUACUUUUUGUCACGGUAUUCCAAGCAACUGUCCAAUUUUUUUCUAAUCACUUAGUUUCCACCGUACAGACUACCCCAUAUCCUCUCCAAGAGGUUUCUCUUCCAGGGGUGGCUAUUUGCGAUAUUAGCAGAAUCAGUUAUAGCGCCGAGGUAGAAGUUUCGGAAGAAAUAUAGGGUGGUUUAAAGCGUAGUUAACUGCAAGUAACGACAUUUCCACUUGGUUCGUUCAACUGUAUCGUUUUUGUUAUUUUCGUACGAUUCAAUAAAAAAAUUUAAUGUCCA